AUGAAAGAAAUCCUCACCAAACAAGUGCAGAGGCUUCAGGCAGCCAGAAAUGGCUACGCAGUAAUACUCGAAGACAAACUCAAGGAGCACAGCGUACGUCCCGAGCACUUGCUGUGCUUUUACAAGGAGAUACGGCGCAAUACAUCCAAUCCCAACCCCGAUGAUGCUAUUGCGUACGGAAACAGAGAGCUACUUCCGCUGGAUAAGCCAUUCACACCGGAGUUCGCGUAUGUAGAGUGUGCCACAAAACAAUCACCAAGCCAAACAUUUCACAAACAGUUUCUACUGAACGUGGUUGUCAAGUGGGAUGCCGAAGAGCGUUGCCGAAACACUAAGUACACGACGCCGCACAAUCUCAGCAUCUUGGUACUCGGCCUGGACUCAGUCUCAUAUCUUAAUCUGGACAGACACUUACCGGGGACGUCUCAGUUCAUGCGUCGGAACCUUAAUGCCUUUGAACUGCGUGGAUACAAUAAGAUUGGGGACAACACGUAUCCGAACCUACACGCCCUCCUCACGGGGCUCAAGUACGCCGAGACUCAGAAGUACGUGUCCGAAGGAUUCUACGACAACCUCACUUCGCGCAUCAUCUGGCACGAGUAUGGUAAACGGGGCUAUUUUACAAUGUUCUCUGAAGACUGGCCAGUGGUACGGCACUUUUCAUCGCUUCACGCCAGAUACGCCGACAAGAUUUUUCUGACGCACCUGCAACUGCUACACGCUUCUGGUACGCUCGAUAACAUGGUGCUCAUUUUCCUCAGCGACCACGGCUUGCGGUUCGGUGAUCUGCGCUCAACGUACAUCGGCAAAUUCGAGGACCGCCAGCCUUUUGCCUUCGUGGCUUUUCCGCAGUGGUUCCUCGAGCAGAACCCGAAUGCAGCAGGCAAUCUUCGCGUCAAUCAGUUUCGCCUUACCACUCACUUCGACGUCCACGCGAUGCUCGCCGAGCUCCUGGACUAUCCGAACAUCGAGAGACCACAGACUACGUAUGGCCGGAGCCUGCUGCACGAGAUACCUGAGGGCAGGACAUGCGCUGAUGCCCAUAUCGGGCCGCAUUGGUGCGUGUGCAGCGUUCGCAGUGACGUCACCGUCACCAGUACGCUCGCCUUGGCAAUGGCCGACAAGCUUGUCUCUUGGAUCAAUAGACUGGUGGCGCGGGCAACGCGCAAGUGUGCCGAGUACCAUCUGCUCAAAGUUAUGGACGUGACGGCAAUACACGGGAAGCCGGAUGAUCACGCACACAACGCGAGUAAUUUUUAUUGGAUUACUAUCCAGCUUUCGCCAGGCAACGCUGUUUUCGAGGGCACUGUACACGUCAUUGCCGAUGCCAUGACUGUGCUUAGUGAUACAUCCAAUAUGAGCGGCGGUGAGUGA
Rhipicephalus microplus (southern cattle tick) is the source of this 1374-nucleotide messenger RNA. RefSeq lists its product as uncharacterized. NCBI's taxonomy places the organism in Eukaryota, Metazoa, Arthropoda, Arachnida, Ixodida, Ixodidae. The record is from RefSeq and is a predicted model, not a curated record.